AUGGCGCACAGCAACCGAACGCCGAGGCUGGCGACCUCGCUUUCCUCCCACUCCGACGACGGUAAUUCCCCGGCGGCGGCGACCCGGCCUUUCGUUGCCUUCGGCCGCCGCACCUCCUCCGGCCGCUACGUCAGCUACUACCAGGAGCAGAUGGACUCCGAACCAGAGAGCGGGGAAUACGCCAGGUACCGGGUGGACAUCCCGCCGACGCCGGACAACCAGCCGAUGGCCGGCGAGGUCCCCGUUGACCCCACCAUCUCCGUCCGCGUGGAGGAGCAGUACGUGUCGAACUCCAUCUUCUCCGGCGGCUUCAACAGUCACACCCGCGCCCACCUGAUGGAGAAGGUGAUCGACUCCGAGACGAGCCAUCCGCAGAUGGCCGGAGCCAGGGGGUCCGUCUGUGCCACCGUCGGCUGCGACGGCAAGGUCAUGAGGGACGAGCGCGGCGUCGACAUCGUCCCCUGCGAGUGCGGCCACAAGAUAUGCGCCGAAUGCUACGACGACGCCGCUCGACAGGACGACGGCGGGAUAUGCCCUGGCUGCAAGGAGCCCUACCGGAGCACCGACGCCGGCGAGAUGGAGAGCGGUGGCGGUGGCGGGCAGACGCUGCCGCUCCCUCCACCGCCGGGGAGGGCGUCGAAGAUGGCCCCCCGGCUGUCCAUGGUGAGGUCGACAAACCUUACCAGGAGCCAGACGGGGGACUUCGACCACAAUCGCUGGCUGUUCGAGACCAAGGGAACCUACGGCUAUGGUAACGCCUUCUGGCCGACGGAGAACGGCGGCGGUGGCGAUGGCGGCGAUGGCGGCGACGGCGCCCAUCACUCUGAACUUAUGAAAAAACCAUGGCGACCUCUGACCCGCAAGCUGAAGAUCUCCGCAGCCAUCCUCAGCCCUUACCGGUAAACCCAAUGCACGCCGAUAUUCCUCCUCAUUUCUUCCCUCUAUUCCCUGCCGCCAAUCAUCUCUCUAGUUGACUCUCUCUCUCUCUCUCUCUCUCUCUCUCUCUCUUCUCUCUCUGGCGGCGUGCAGGCUUCUGAUAUUCGCACGGAUGGUCGUCCUGGGGCUGUUCCUGGCAUGGCGGAUCAAGCACGUCAACGAGGACGCAGUCUGGCUGUGGGGGAUGUCGGUGGUCUGCGAGAUCUGGUUCGCCUUUUCGUGGCUGCUCGACCAGCUCCCCAAGCUCUGCCCGGUGAAUCGCGCUGCCGACCUCACUGUGCUCAAGGAUAAGUUCGAGAAAUCCUCCUCCGGAAGAUCCGACCUCCCCGGGUUAGACAUCUUCGUCUCCACGGCCGACCCAGAGAAGGAGCCCCCCCUGGUCACCGCCAACACCAUCCUCUCCAUACUCGCCGCCGACUAUCCCGUGGAGAAGCUCUCCUGCUACGUCUCCGAUGACGGCGGCGCUCUCCUGACCUUCGAGGCGAUGGCGGAGGCGGCGAGCUUCGCCAACAUCUGGGUCCCCUUCUGCCGUAAGCACACCAUCGAGCCCAGGAACCCGGAGAGCUACUUCAACCUGAAGAGGGACCCCUACAAGAACAAGGUCCGGCCGGACUUCGUCAGGGACCGGCGGAGGGUGAAGAGGGAAUACGACGAGUUCAAGGUGAGGAUAAACGGCCUCCCCGACGCGAUCCGCCGUCGAUCGGACGCCUUCAACGCCCGUGAGGAGAUGAAGGCCAUGAAGCGGCAGAGGGAGCUCGCCGACGGCGAGCCCGUCGAAAGCGUGAAGCUUCCAAAGGCCAUCUGGAUGGCCGACGGCACGCACUGGCCCGGCACCUGGACGAGCCCCUCCACCGAUCAUUCCAGAGGAGACCACGCCGGCAUCAUCCAAGUCAUGCUGAAGCCGCCCAGCGACGACCCCCUCCCCGGCGGCGCCGGCGCCGGCGCCGGCGAGGAGGAGGGGAGCCCGUUCGACCUGACGGAGGUGGACAUCCGGCUGCCGAUGCUGGUCUACAUCUCCCGCGAGAAGCGCACCGGGUACGACCACAACAAGAAGGCCGGCGCCAUGAACGCCCUGGUCCGAGCUUCCGCCGUCAUGUCCAACGGGCCAUUCAUCCUCAACCUCGACUGCGACCACUACGUCUACAACUCCAAGGCCCUCCGUGAGGGGAUGUGCUACAUGAUGGACCGUGGCGGGGAGCGCCUCUGCUACGUCCAGUUCCCGCAGAGGUUCGAAGGGAUCGACCCCUCCGACCGCUACGCCAACCACAACACCGUCUUCUUCGACGUCAACAUGCGCGCCCUCGACGGCCUCCAAGGCCCUGUCUACGUCGGCACCGGCUGCCUCUUCCGCCGUGUUGCCCUCUACGGCUUCGACCCGCCCCGCGCCGCCAAGCACUCCGCCGGCUUCUGCGACUGCUGCUUCCCCCGCCCGCGCAGGCCCGCCGUCGCCGCCGAGGAGACCCAGGCCCUCCGCCGCGUGGAAGAAGACGACUGGGACCUCUCCUCUUUCCCCAAGAGGUUCGGCAACUCUAGCGUGCUCAUCGACUCCAUCCCCAUCGCCGCCUACCAGGGCCGCCCGCUCGCCGACCACCCCUCGGUGAAGCACGGCCGCGAGCCGGGGGCGCUGCUGGUGCCCCGCGGCCGGCUCGACUCCGCCGUGGUGGCAGAGGCCAUCAGCGUCAUCUCCUGCUGGUACGAGGAGAAGACAGAGUGGGGGCAGCGCGUGGGCUGGAUUUACGGCUCCGUCACAGAGGACGUGGUCACCGGCUACCGCAUGCACAACCGCGGGUGGAAGUCCGUGUACUGCGUGACCAAGCCUGACGCCUUCCGGGGGACGGCGCCGAUCAACCUCACCGACAGGCUGCACCAGGUGCUCCGGUGGGCGACGGGAUCGGUGGAGAUCUUUUUCUCGAGGAACAACGCGCUCUUCGCCUCCGGGAGGAUGAAGCUGCUCCAGAGGAUGGCGUACCUCAACGUGGGGAUCUACCCCUUCACCUCCAUCUUCCUCAUCGUCUACUGCUUCCUCCCGGCGCUGUCCCUCUUCUCCGGGCAGUUCAUCGUGCAGAGUCUCAACGUCACCUUCCUGGUGUACCUGCUGGCCAUCACCCUGUCGCUCUGCCUGCUGGCGGUGCUGGAGAUCCGCUGGUCGGGGAUCGACCUCGAGGAGUGGUGGCGCAACGAGCAGUUCUGGCUUAUCGGUGGCACCAGCGCCCACCUCGCCGCCGUCCUGCAGGGGCUGCUCAAGGUCAUCGCCGGCGUGGAGAUAUCCUUCACCCUCACCUCCAAGUCCGGCGGCGACGACGCCGACGACGAGUUCGCCGACCUCUACGCCGUCAAGUGGACCUCCCUCAUGAUCCCCCCACUGACCAUCAUCAUGGUCAACCUCAUCGCCAUCGCCGUGGGCCUCAGCCGGACCAUCUACAGCGUGCUGCCGCAGUGGAGCCGCCUCAUCGGCGGCGUCUUCUUCAGCCUCUGGGUCCUCCUCCACCUCUACCCCUUCGCCAAGGGCCUGAUGGGCCGCCGGGGGAGGACCCCCACCAUCGUCUUCGUCUGGUCAGGGCUCAUCGCCAUUACCAUCUCCCUCCUCUGGGUCGCUAUCAGCCCUCCGUCAAGCAACUCGCAGAUCGGCGGCUCCUUCACCUUCCCCUGA
Messenger RNA from Spirodela intermedia, 3586 nucleotides. The record is from the annotation of a GenBank genome assembly. NCBI's taxonomy places the organism in Eukaryota, Viridiplantae, Streptophyta, Magnoliopsida, Alismatales, Araceae.